AUGGAACUUUUCGCAACAGGCUUCAACGCCUGGAACCAGCUCUCCUUCUCCCAGGACAACCUCCCAGAGGAACCAGAUGACCUCUACGGGUUCACCAAAGUUCUUUCCGCCGCAACCAUUGAACGGCCGGUAUCCCGCCUCACUUACACCAUCGUCCGAAAAGAUGGCGACCUCAUCCUCGCCGGCCACGGCCCCUCGCAGCACAACCUGGAGCGUCUCUACGCGUCAGCCGAAACCGCAACCGGCGAACUCCUAACCAUCGUCCAAGAUCCUCCUCAGCAAGAUGGAGAUCCUGACAGCAACAAGCUAGUCAAGCACGCCUCCCUAUCCUCCUGGUCCUCCGGCGCAAACCCAGAGUCAGUAUUCACCUGCCACCCCAAAGCACGCCAGAUCGCCGCCUUCAACACCGGCUUCGUCAUCCUCCACGCCGACGGCACCGUCUCGACCUUUGGCGAUCCUCGCUUUGAAGCUUGUCUCGGAAGAGACACUGAUGCGCCAAACCCCCCGCCGAACCUCCCGGGCCCGGUACCCGAUCUCCACGAAAUCGCCUCCGCGGAAGACCCCAUGAAACACGUCACGGCAGGCGGAUCCGCCGUCGCGGCGCUGACGACCAGCGGCAGCGUCUACGUCUGGGGCUCGCGGACGCUCUCGUCGUCAUCAUCAUCAAAGGCAGCAGAAACACCUCAUCAUCAUCGCCCGGGGCAUGGCUUCACGGAACUCUCUAGUAUUCCCAACUACACCGAGAUUGACGGCGGAAAGGACGUCGUGGAUGUUGCUCUGGGUGAGGGCCAUGCCAUUGCGCUGACGGCAGAUGGGCUUGUCUAUGUCAUUGGCGAGAAUGUCAACAGCCAGCUGGGACUGGGCGAGCUUGGUAGGGGAGUCUGGAAUACCAGCGGAUGGCUCAAGCAUCGGUUCGAGGCUCCUGAGGGCUUCAGCAUUGUGGGAGUCGCGGCGGGUCCACGGUCGUCCUUUAUCCUUACAGCCAAAAGAUAG
Molecule: messenger RNA, 993 nt
Organism: Trichoderma citrinoviride
Lineage: Eukaryota; Fungi; Ascomycota; Sordariomycetes; Hypocreales; Hypocreaceae
Product: RCC1/BLIP-II protein
Exons: 3
Coding region: 1-993 (330 amino acids)
Cellular component (GO): cytoplasm
Molecular function (GO): guanyl-nucleotide exchange factor activity
Source: RefSeq, a predicted model, not a curated record